CACCAGUUUCAGGCAAAAGGGCUGUGGUACUAGUUUAGGAAAUACUUUGUUAGGGUGGUGCUUAUAAAAUACCCAGGGGUCCUGUAAUUGAUCAAUUUCCCCCCGAGGUUUUCUCUCCCAUACUGUACUGGCUGGGCAGCAGUAAGCUCUGAUUUUCCUGUUGCCUUGUGAGUGACCCCCCUACAGGAAGAUAACGGAGAAGCCGAGAGGGAGGAGCAGUUAAGCUACACAUGUCUGGCUGCUCUUAUCAACUUAUCAUAUAAGGAAAGGAAAGUGAUUGAUUCACAUACGGACACUGUAGAAUUUGCUCCAAAGAGAAACAGAAGAAACACCAAAGCUUACUUGUAAAGCUAAGCCAGAACACACAAUUGGGGUAGGACUGUUCUCCCUGCUGGCAUCUAACCGUUUACUGGAGGACUGGAAAGAAAGCAGCAUUUUGUUGUUUUGUUUUGCUUUUAAAUCAAAUUUGCUACUAGAAAAGGUGGGUGAGGGCAGGAACUCAUUGACUGUCAAGAGUGUACUUUACACAUGACAGCAUAGCACAGCAUUUCAGAGGACAAAUGAAUGAUCUGGACUCUUAAGUGCACUGAAGUUUGCUAAGUUGGCUGCAUUCUCCCCGAAGGAAAGUAUGUGGCUGAUUGUUUUCUUUACUUUGAGCUAUGAUCUUGUCUUGGCGUCAGCUUACAACAAUUUUCGGAAAAGCCUGGACACCAUAGGGAAGAAGCAGUAUCAGGUUCAGCAUGGAUCAUGCAGUUACACCUUCCUAUUGCCGGAGAUGGACAAUUGCCGCUCUACUUCUAGUUCCUAUGUGUCUAAUGCAGUGCAAAGGGAUGCCCCGCUGGAUUAUGAUGACUCUGUGCAGAGGCUACAAGUACUUGAAAACAUCAUGGAAAAUAACACUCAGUGGCUUAUGAAGCUUGAGAAUUAUAUCCAGGAUAAUAUGAAGAAAGAAAUGGUAGAGAUACAACAGAAUGCUGUACAGAAUCAGACUGCAGUAAUGAUUGAAAUAGGAACAAACCUAUUAAAUCAAACAGCUGAGCAGACUCGAAAACUAACAGAUGUUGAAGCCCAAGUACUGAAUCAGACAACCCGACUUGAACUUCAGCUUUUGGAACAUUCCCUUUCCACAAAUAAACUGGAAAAACAGAUCUUAGAUCAGACCAGCGAAAUAACCAAACUUCAAGACAAAAACAGUUUCCUAGAAAAAAAAGUACUUGAUAUGGAAGACAAGCAUACAGUUCAGCUGCAAUCAAUAAAAGAUGAAAAAGACCAGCUUCAAGUGUUAGUAUCCAGACAAAAUUCCAUAAUUGAGGAACUGGAAAAACAGUUAGUGACAGCCACGGCAAACAAUUCAGUUCUUCAAAAGCAGCAACAUGAUCUGAUGGAGACAGUCCACAGCUUGCUAACUAUGAUAACAGCACCAAACUCCAAGAACUCCUUUGUGGCUAAAGAGGAGCAAAUCAUUUUUAGAGACUGUGCUGAGGCUUUCCGAGCAGGCCUUACCACUAAUGGAAUCUAUACAUUAACUUUUCCUAAUUCCACUGAUGAGGUCAAGGCAUAUUGUGACAUGGAAACAAAUGGAGGUGGAUGGACAGUUAUUCAGAGGCGAGAAGAUGGCAGCACUGAUUUUCAGCGAACUUGGAAAGAAUAUAAAAUGGGAUUUGGUGAUCCUGCUGGAGAAUACUGGCUAGGAAAUGAGCUUGUUUCCCAAUUGACUAAUCAACAACGCUAUGUUCUUAAAAUACAUCUUAAAGACUGGGAAGGAAAUGAGGCAUAUUCAUUAUAUGAACAUUUCUAUCUUUCAAGUGAAGAACUCAACUAUAGGAUUCACCUUAAAGGACUUACUGGGACAGCAGGCAAAAUAAGCAGCAUAAGCCAACCAGGAAAUGAUUUUAGCACAAAGGAUGCAGACAAUGACAAAUGUAUUUGCAAAUGUUCACAAAUGCUAACAGGAGGUUGGUGGUUUGAUGCCUGUGGUCCUUCCAACUUAAAUGGAAUGUACUACCCACAGAAGCAGAACACAAACAAGUUUAAUGGCAUUAAGUGGUACUACUGGAAAGGAUCAGGGUACUCUCUCAAAGCUACAACUAUGAUGAUUCGACCAGCAGAUUUCUGAUUUUUUUGACUUUGUCUGUGACUGGCAUCUUGUGAGACUUCAUUUGCCAAGCAUUUAAACACACAGCUGCAUCAUAUCUUUUCUUCCACCUCAGAAAAUAUGCAUUUGUGCGUCAAAGGAUCGUGUUCUGAACCUCAACACUGUAAUAUUCAUCACUUUAACCUAUAUUUUUUGACUAGUCAACACAAGAUCUACAAUAUGAAAUAAAUGGAAUGAAAAUGAUCUAUUAGAAAGACUGUCGAAAAUAAAUUUAUGUUCAAGAGAUAUUCUAAUAACAUAAGGACUCUUCUCACAAUCAUUGGUGUUAUGUGUGAGUUUAUCAAGUAAAUAACUGGAACUGUGCAAUAUUCAUAAAUAACAGCAUCACUAACUUUAAACAUAAUGCUUUGUUACAGUAUUCAAUUUCAUAAACGUGAAAUCCAGAUUAUUUUGUUUUAUGCAGUUUGUAGAUUGUGUAAAUAUCCAUAGUUUCUUAAUUUUGCAUCCUAGUAUUAAAAAGAUAAAAACUGUACUUUGUAAAAUCCACCAAAAGCCCUUAAAACAUGUAUCCAGGGAUUUCCUCAGAGUCAAAUAGAAGAUGACUUAAUUAAUACAUGGGGAAGAAGAAAAUAAAAUCUACAUUUUUACUCUUCCAUUUAGGAGCUUUGAAUUUUAUCACAGAAAAACAGCAUAUUUACACAUGAGUUGUUGACUGCUUAAUUUCAUACACAUUUAGAUUUCAUACUUCUUGGUCUUAUAUUUAAAAUUUAGAUCUUUGAUAUUUUUAUUGUGGUCUUUUCAUUGCAAUUUAUAUGAAGAGUAAACUAUUUUUCUUACCAUCUAAAAUAAAAUAAAACAAAAAUAAAGUGAUCUCAAAUAUCACUCAUCAAAUGAGAUAAUUGUUUUACUUUAAAUUUCUUAAAAAUUUACUUAGGAUCAUUAAACUUUGUAUGAUUGUGAAAUUCAGCUAUAUGAUUAUGACUCAAACCAAGAAAAAAUGGCUUUUGAGAGAGAAGAAAACGAUACAUGUCAUUUCAUGAAUAAGAAAUUUGGGGCAGGAUGUUUAUUUCUGUCCCCCCAUCCUUUGCCCCCAUCAUCUAAUGAGAUACUCUUCAGAGAGAGAAUAGCAUUUAAUUUGUGGUUUACAAACAGCUUCCAUUUAAAACCUUUUUUUUCAAGGCUUCAAAUUCAAUCAAAAGCACUUAUGGUACUAUAAUUUCACAGUGAUUUUACCCACCAAAUUUUCUUCUUAACUGAAGAAAAUAAUCAAUAAAGAUAAUAAGAUUUUAUUUUCAUUUGUCCUCUAACCAUGAAAAAUAUUUAAGAUCCAAAACAGUUCCUAUAUAUUUUAUAAGUACAAUUUUGUUCUUCUAACUCCAGUUAUAAAUUCCUGAAAUUUCUUUCAUAGACAGACCAGUUGACUCACAGAUAAUUUCUACAUAUUCUAAAGUGAUUUUGGAAAGCUGACUUGGAUCCUUAUACUGCUACUAAGCCUCAAUUUAUGAAACUAUCCCUUAAACUUAGAAGUUCAAAAUCAAAUCAUGGAUUUUGUUUUCCCUUCACAUAUUACUAUACUUAAGAAAAUAUGGUGGCCAAGCAGCCAAAGAAUCUUAGAAGUUUUUAAUAUGAAUUUACUAGUAAGUUUAUGAUGAAAAGGUCAUCAUAGGUAUUAUAUUAAAAGAAAAGCAUUUGGUAAGAGAAAAAAUAUUUAAAGGACUACAAUUAACCUAUAGUAUAGUUCUGAAUCAAGUGUAGUGAAUAGUAUGACCGGCAGUGGGUAAGAAAAAGAUAUGGGGAGGAGGGAUAGGGACGAGUGAAAGGAAAAAAGACAAACUUGUUACUCAAUUGGAAUGGAAACUUUGCAAGAAAAUUCCUACAAUACUGUGGAUUUUAACUUACAAAACACAUAAGUUUAUUCAAGCUAUUACAGAUAUUCUAAUUAGGGGAGGGGGGGAAUUUAGUGAUAUUUUUCCUUUACACUUUAAUUCUGAAAACCUUAUUUUAAACAAAAGACAUACUCCUGCUGAAGGACAUUCCUAUUCU
This is a messenger RNA of Sarcophilus harrisii (Tasmanian devil), 4138 nucleotides long. RefSeq names its product angiopoietin 2 (gene ANGPT2). NCBI's taxonomy places the organism in Eukaryota, Metazoa, Chordata, Mammalia, Dasyuromorphia, Dasyuridae. Bases 629 to 2116 code for a protein of 495 amino acids. Gene Ontology annotation, molecular function: receptor tyrosine kinase binding. The record is from RefSeq and is a predicted model, not a curated record. Gene Ontology annotation, biological process: Tie signaling pathway; angiogenesis. The transcript has 9 exons.